GUGGUCACUGGGUGGCUGCCGACACCUGUGCAAAUCUAGGGAGCCCAUUUGGAGCCUUCCUGCACCUCCAUACCCUCAACCCCCUGCUCCAAAAUUCUUUGAAUUUAGAGUGAAGAAAAAUUUCUGAUUCCAGGACAUCAGAAAGCCAAGCACUUAUCAGAUGAUUAAGUUUGACUUGAAAGAAUUAAGCUCAGAGCAGAUAAUUACUUGGAAUGAAUUAUCUUGGGAAGACCUCCGGGGACUGGACAUCCACCCUAAGGUGGAUCAAGGGGCGGGUUGUUUGGAUUCCAACAACCCUUAUUAAGGACAGAGCCUAGGCCCUUCCUCGCUUUUCCAAGUCUUUUGCCAACCAGUUUGUUAGACUUUCCCCUAUUCUAAAUCAGGUCGGAGCAGAGCAUGGCCGUGGGAACGAGUGCUCUCAGCAAGGAGCCGUGGUGGACCCUGCCCGAAAACUUUCAUCCUCCAAUGGUGUUCCACAUGGAGGAGGACCAGGAGGAGCUCAUCUUCGGACUUGAUGACACAUACCUUCGCUGCAUUGAGCUGCACAGCCACACCCUUAUUCAGCUGGAGAGGUGUUUCACAGCUACAGGCCAGACACGUGUGACUGUAGUCGGACCACCAAUGGCAAAGCAGUGGCUGCUGCUCAUGUUCCAUUGCGUGGGGAGCCAGGACUCCAAGUGUCACGCUCAAGGUCUGAAGAUGCUAGAGCGUGUCCGAAGCCAGCCCCUGACCAAUGAUGACCUGGUCACCUCCGUUAGCCUGCCACCGAACACCGGAGACUGAUCUCCCCUGGGAAGAGGGGAUGAGAGGAGAAGUCUUGGCUUCGCUUUUGGUGAGAAAGACAUGAAAAACACUGAAGAAAGUUUGAAUUUGUGGCCAGACCUGCCCCUCUCAGGCCUUCUAGGCGUGUGUCUGAGGGAAGUCUCCUGAGUGUAAGAAGUGUUAUUGGCAAAGCAAUCCAAUAAAAUAAGCUACCUAUGAUGCAAA
Messenger RNA from Pan troglodytes (chimpanzee), 987 nucleotides. RefSeq names its product KH domain containing 1 like (gene KHDC1L). NCBI's taxonomy places the organism in Eukaryota, Metazoa, Chordata, Mammalia, Primates, Hominidae. The coding region runs from base 397 to 783 and encodes 128 amino acids. Gene Ontology annotation, molecular function: RNA binding. Gene Ontology annotation, cellular component: cytoplasm. The transcript has 3 exons. The record is from RefSeq and is a predicted model, not a curated record.